Tupaia belangeri chinensis (Chinese tree shrew) is the source of this 3047-nucleotide messenger RNA. RefSeq names its product exonuclease 1 (gene EXO1). Gene Ontology annotation, cellular component: nucleus. The transcript has 14 exons. Gene Ontology annotation, biological process: DNA recombination; mismatch repair. The coding region runs from base 481 to 2982 and encodes 833 amino acids. The record is from RefSeq and is a predicted model, not a curated record. Gene Ontology annotation, molecular function: DNA binding; 5'-flap endonuclease activity; metal ion binding. Lineage: Eukaryota; Metazoa; Chordata; Mammalia; Scandentia; Tupaiidae.
CUUGCCAUUUGGAAUGAGCUUGCGGGCUACGCCUGCACAUCCCCGUGAGCCAAGAGGCUUAAAGUGGUGAAGCUGCUGCUGCUGUUACCUGGGUGCCACAGGUGAUCACCUUGAGAUGGCUUGUGCCAUAUGGCACUCAGUCAUUCUUACUACGCUAAAGGGCAAAUAUUUAUCCGAGGAUAUUUACCUGGCCCAGAAGAAAUACAUAUUAUGUCCAUUUUCCUCAGAGUGAACAGUAUUUUUAGACAUUGUCUCUGAGAGGUGGGACACUGAUCAUUUUUCCUCAGACUGUGGCUUGAGGACCAUUUGCAUCCAGAUUGCCUGCCUUGUUUAAAAUUCAGAGCCCCUUGCAUCACUCCAGAAGCAGCAAGUCACAGACACUGGGAGUGAAGUGCAGAAUCUGCGAACUUCUGAAAUUUGAGAAUUGUUGGAGUAGAACAUCAGAGCUCUGAUACAGGGUCAACAGGUUAAUUUGGCACCAUGGGGAUACAAGGAUUGCUACAAUUUAUCAAAGAAGCUUCUGAACCCAUCCAUGUGAGGAAGUACAAGGGACAAGUAGUAGCUGUGGAUACAUACUGCUGGCUUCACAAAGGAGCUAUUGCUUGUGCCGACAAACUAGCUAAAGGUGAACCUACUGAUAAGUAUGUAGGAUUUUGUAUGAAAUUUGUUAAUAUGUUACUGUCUCAUGGGAUCAAGCCUAUUCUUGUAUUCGAUGGAUGUACUUUACCUUCUAAAAAGGAAGUAGAGAGCUCUAGAAGAGAAAGACGACAAGCCAACCUUCUUAAAGGAAAACAACUUCUUCGUGAGGGGAAAAUCUCAGAAGCCCGUGACUGUUUUACCCGUUCUGUCAAUAUCACGCAUGCUAUGGCCCACCAAGUAAUUAAAGCUGCUCGGUCUCAGGGAGUAGAUUGCCUCGUGGCUCCAUAUGAAGCUGAUGCGCAGCUGGCCUAUCUUAACAAAGCGGGUAUUGUACAAGCUAUUAUUACAGAAGACUCUGAUCUCCUAGCCUUUGGCUGUAAAAAGGUAAUUUUAAAAAUGGACCAGUUUGGAAAUGGACUAGAAAUCGAUCAGGCUCGGCUGGGAAUGUGCAAACAGCUUGGGGAUGUAUUCACAGAAGAGAAGUUCCGUUAUAUGUGCAUUCUUUCAGGCUGUGACUAUCUCUCAUCGCUGCGUGGGAUUGGAUUAGCAAAGGCAUGCAAAGUACUACGACUAGCCAAUAAUCCAGAUAUCAUAAAGGUUAUCAAAAAAAUUGGACAUUAUCUCAAGAUGAAUAUAGCAGUACCAGAUGAUUACAUCAAAGGAUUUAUUCGUGCCAACAAUACCUUCCUUUAUCAGUUAGUUUUUGAUCCCAUCAAAAGGAAGCUUAUCCCUCUGAAUGCCUAUGAAGAUGACAUUGAUCCUGAAACACUAAGCUACGCUGGGCGGUAUGUUGAUGAUUCUAUAGCUUUUCAAAUAGCACUUGGAAAUAAAGAUAUAAAUACUUUUGAACAAAUUGAUGACUACAAUCCGGACACUGCUAUGCCUGCCCAACUGAGAAGUCAUAGUUGGAAUGACAAAAGAUGCCAAAAGUCAUCUAACAUUAAUAGCAUUUGGCAUAGGAAUUACUGUCCUCAACGUGAGCAGGAUAUUGUUUCAGGUGCUACACGAUUGAAGGAAAAUCUGACUACGGUGGGCAUUGAAAAAGUGAUAAAUACUAAAGGGUUAAAUCUUCCAAGGAAGUCCUCUGUUGUUAAAAGACCAAGAAAUGAAGAGCUGUCAGAAGAUGAUCUGUUGAAUCAGUAUUCCUCACUUUCAAAGAAGGCCAAGAAAAAUAGUUGUGAAGGUAAUAAAUCACUGAACUCAUCUGAAAUGUUCAUGCCUGACUUGAUAGAUCCACCUACUGGCAAAAGAAGCUUAAGCCCACCACCUCGGACAAGGAAUAAAUUUGCAACAUUGUUACAGAGAAAAAAUAAAGAAAGUGGUGCAGUUGUAGUUCCCGGGACCAGAAGCAGGUUUUUUUGCAGUUCUCUGGAUGCUGCGAACUCUGUUUCAGAGAAAGUAAGUAGCCAGUCUCUAGAAGAAACUGCUGUCACAGGAAAAGAGACCAAUCCAAGUGAAUCAGGUUGUCUAGACCUAAGCAAGGAACUGGUUGAUACAAAUACAGCACAUCAUUCAAGUGAUGAGAGUCUAAAUGGUGUAACUGUGUUUGCUAAUGAGGCGUCUCAGUCUUUUACAACCAGCAAAUUCACAAGGACCAUUUCACCACCCACCUUGGGGACACUAAGGAGUUGUUUUAGUUGGUCUGGAAGUCUUGGAGACUUUUCAAAAACUCCAAGCCCCUCCUCAAGCACAGUAUUGCAGCAGUUCCGAAGAAAAAGUGAUUCCUCCACCCCUCUGCCAGAGAAUAAUAAGAUGUCUGAUAUAUCUCAGUUAAAGAGUGAUGAGUCAAAUGAUGGAUCUCAUCCCUUACACGAAAUGUCAUCACAGUCUCAGGAAAGCGUAGAAUUAUCGCCGCACAGUUUAAAUACAUCAAAACUUUCUCAGCCCUCUAGUAAGGAUUCUGAUUCAGAGGAAUCAGAUUGUAAUAUUAAAUUGCAUGAAGAUCAAGCUAAUGAGAACUCCAAGAUACAUUUAUCUCAGUUUUCAAAAAAAGACAAGUUUCAGAAGAAUAAGGUUCCUGGGCUAUAUAAAUCUAGUUCUCUGGACUCUCUGUCUACAACUAAGAUCAAACCUUUAGUACCUGCCAGAGCCAGUGGGCUGAGCAAGAAGCCAGCUAGCAUCCAGAGGAGAAAUCAUCAUAAUGCUGAGAACAAGCCAGGAUUACAGAUAAAAAUCAGUGAACUUUGGAAAAAUUUCGGAUUUAAAAAGGAUUCUGAAAAGCUUCCUUCUUUUAAAAAGCCUCUGUCUCCAGUCAAAGAUAAUAUCCAACUAACUCCAGAAUCAGAAGAGGAUGUAUUUAACAAACCCGAAUGUGCACAUGUUCAGAGAGCAAUAUUCCAAUAAUUGCAGACUGCUGGGAACCUGUUGCCUGCAAGAGAAUCUUAUCGAUCUGAAGUCCUGUUUGGGAA